GGGAGAAAAGCAAAACAAUCGUUUCAGCUAUUCCCUUUAUCGGCUGCAUUUCUGCAUUGUUUUAGACUGUUAGUGCAAAUUUAGUGUCUUCGUCGAAAUUACUGGGCCUUGCAGUCAGGACAAUCAUUUUAAAUGUAUCUUUUCUUGUUAGCUUGUACAGUCUGUCGACAUAUUUUCCUUCUUUAGACACACUUGGCCUGUUUGAAAAUGACUUCGAAGCGCCUCCUCGAUAAGAACCCAGCCAGUGUGAGGGGCACCGGCGCCGGUACCGUCCUGUACGGGGGAAACUACUGCACUAAACACAACGAGCAAUUUUCACUGAAGACAGGCGUCAUAACGAAAAAGAAAUCAACCGUCAACGGGUUUGAUACCCAAACAGUGGACACGCGCUGCUUGCGCGAGCCUAGUAAAGAACUCUGUCCUAACGGAAAGCAGUUGGCUUCAGGUCGGGAGAAGCACUACACCAAAAAGAAGACUGCCUAUGCAAGUGAAGAGGAUGAGAGGGAGCUAGUCCCAGGGGAUCUUGCUCAUCGCUUGGUCCUAAAUGGACACAGACUAGAGGACCACAUGCAAGUGGAGUCCAUAAUUUCGUUAAGGAACAUGUUGCCACUGCAUGUUUCAGAUGUUUCAGCAGAGGAAAAUCAUUCAUCCUCUCAAAUCCCAGUUCCUCGCAACAGGAAGCCGUCAGGCCAUGCUGAUAAAGAGGUGAUGGCAGCUACUGUCUUGACCACUCUGUCCACAAGCCCUCUGGUGCUCAACCCUUCCUCUGGUGCUUGUGGUGGAGUAUCAGAGACAUCAGGCAGGGGAUGGAAGGAAAGUCUGUCAGCCAGCUACAGCAGCUCCACUAGUGGCAACUGGAGCUGGGAUGCUAGCGAUCAGUCAGUUCCCUCCACACCAUCCCCACCACUCUCCAAUGAUGUCAACAAGAGCUUCCUGAUCUACUCACAGGGGGAGGACAACAUCGAGGAGGCAGAGGGUACCCACUUCGUGUUCGAGGAUCCGAUUCCCCGGAAACGGAAGAACUCCAUGAAGGUGAUGUUCAAAUGUUUGUGGAAGAACUGUGAAAAGGUCCUUAGUACUUCCUCAGGGAUCCAGCGACACAUCCGCACCAUACAUCUGGGGCGGAAUGGAGAUUCUGACUACAGUGAUGGUGAGGAGGACUUCUACUACUCAGAGAUUGAGGUGAACAUGGACACUCUGUCUGAAGGGCUGUCGAACCUCACACCAACCUCGCCCACCACCACUGGCCCGCCCCCUGUCUUUCCACUUGCCCAUGAGAUGGCGCAAUCCAAAUCUGCCACUGUGAUCCACAGUCCGCUCAGCCAAUCAGCUCCCUCCACACUGUGCCAUAUCCGCACUGACCAUGCCUAUCAGGCCACCGCUCCUGUCAGCAUUCCUACAGUGUCCUCCGAGCCGUUGCACAGCCACAGCACCAUCAGUGUCUCCUGGCAGUCACCUUCUGUUAUCUUUAAAAGCCAACCAGGUGCAGUAACGCAUGUUGGCAUUUUGAGCACUGGGGAGAAGAGACAGCCUGUCACUCAUGCUGUCAGCAAGACAAACACCACCACCGCAUCUACACCUAAACCCAGCACUGGAACCAGAAAACCCCGGGGAGAAGCAAAAAAGUGUCGCAAAGUAUAUGGAAUGGAGAAAAAAGAUCUGUGGUGCACGGCAUGUCGCUGGAAGAAAGCCUGCCAGCGCUUUACUGACUGAUUUUACCCUUUCUCUUACAAACAUAACAGGCUCUUCUAACAUCAGUGUCUGAAUCACUGACUUAUUGUUGACCCCCUCUUGUGCACCAUAAAGGACACCUUGAGGAUUCUCACAAUUGGGUAAGGGGCUUUUCUAGCAUCUGAGCUGUUUUGUGUCCCCCAUACCACAGCGAAACGUGGAACACAUUUCACUUUUGUGAAACAUUGGGAAAAAGAGAAAAAAGUUUGAAAAAAUACAAUAUGCAUUAGCUUUUGCAGCACUACUCUAAAGCAAGAUUUUUUUGUUCAUUUUUAGUCAAGAAAAAAAACUUCUGAAAAAAAUAAGCUAAUGCAGCUUUUACACACACACACACAUUUAUAUUAAACGAUAGACUUUAUACAAUCCAUUUUAAUACUGAGUUGUUUAAGCAGGGCGAAACUUCAUACCUUUUGUUUAACCUUUGAACAAGCUUUGACUUUGACAGUUUAAUUUCUUUAACCAAAGGUAAAGAAUGUGUUUUUGUCCAGGGGUUCUGCUUUUUCUGAAAUUUUGGCUUUAUUUAAAUUUUAGUUUGUAUUUUUGCCUUGCCCAAACAGAUAAUAGCAUUCUCCUGAAUCUUAUUGAGAUCAUCGCAAUCACAGUAAGGGAGCAAUAACGCUCAUAAGUUUUAUGUAGCUUUAACCAUGAAAAGAAAGGUUCUUUUAGGAUUUGACUAUUGCUAUAGAAAAACUAGUACACCUGUACACCAUCUCUCCUGACACCUCUACGUGGAUAUGAUGCACCUUAUCAGAAUUCUCUCAUAUGUUUUUUAUUGUGAGAAAAUGUAAAUUAGCCUUCAUAAAAAUCUGCUUCAUUUUUUGA
Molecule: messenger RNA, 2553 nt
Organism: Clarias gariepinus (North African catfish)
Lineage: Eukaryota; Metazoa; Chordata; Actinopteri; Siluriformes; Clariidae
Gene: slc2a4rg
Product: SLC2A4 regulator
Exons: 9
Coding region: 208-1713 (501 amino acids)
Biological process (GO): regulation of transcription by RNA polymerase II
Cellular component (GO): nucleus
Molecular function (GO): RNA polymerase II cis-regulatory region sequence-specific DNA binding; DNA-binding transcription factor activity
Source: RefSeq, a predicted model, not a curated record